UCAAAGAUCCAAUCGUUUCCUAUCUUCUCACCUAAAUUUAUCGUUCGUUAUUCAUCGUUCGUCGUACGGCAUUUGGUUGCCGCCUUUAAUAAAGACGGCAAGCGCGUAGUACGUGCGAUUACCAUCGUUUCAAGUGCUCCGCAACGUGCACGCAAGUGAUAAUGUCCGAGGAUGUUAGUGUAACGAUUCAAAAGGGCCUGUCGGAAUGGUGGAACGAAGAAACCGAGUAUAUUUUUCAACGAAUCGAACGAUGGGCUGCGUACGCAAGAGGUUACAACCGGUUGAGGUCGCAAAGACUAUCAAGAGGUCGUAUGACUAUGCAAGGAGGACAGGAGCCACGCUGGAGUAUUUCCUCCAACAAGCUGAUCAUCGACGAUUGCUCUUGGAGUCCGCGUUUUCAUAGCUUGAAAAAAUCACGACGAAAAUCCCGGCCAGAGGAAACCAAGAUCGAUUGCUGCGCAACUCUCAACUACCAAUCCAACAGCAAUUUGGACAGCUCUUGCCUGGAAACCUAUAGAUACGACCAUAGUAUUUACUUCAAGACGAUUGGCGACAUUAAAAAUGACAAGAAACACGUCAAUGUUACCACGAACGGAGAAGAAGAUGGGAUUUCUGUUAGCAGCGAGGAGCUGGUCGAAUGGCACGUUAACACAGUGUCAGGAUUUAUCGCCAGUCAGCUAUUCGAAGAUACGUUCGCCAAUCACGACAAAGAAAAUACCUUGGAUUCCACAAGAAAUUCUCAUCAGGAUGCCAACAGGCAACUUGACUCUGUCGCAUGGUUCAACGUGGAUUUGUCGAAGCUCGAUUUAGACGAAGACGACAUCACCGUGACAGUUACCAAUCAGCUAAAUAAUGAAAACGGUUCGACAAUUUUCGAGAACGAAGAGCAAACGAAUAAUAAUUACAUUCAGGACGAAGAAACCGUCGUGAAAACCAACUUGAAGAAUGGGACGCAAUUAAGCUGCGUGGACCAAGAUGAAAACAACGCGAAGGAGGGAGCACGGCCCGAGGAAGGAACCAAGAAGUACCUUGACGUUCGAAGAACGAGAAGAUCAUACAGAACGGUUAAACAACAACCAGUUGUAGGUGAUAACGAAGUGGUUUGGCCUAGUGUAUUAUUAAAUUACACUAAAAACAUCAGCCCCUCCAAUUCGCCGCAUCAUUACAACGAACCACGAAAAUAAAUUAGAAGACAAAUUUUCACGACGCGAUGGAUUUGAUUUUACGUUUCAACGAUAACGUUGACAAACGUUUCAACAAUAAAUGCACGUAAAAUUAUCUCUAUAACAUCGUUCCACUCUAUUAGAAUACAUCCUUUUUUGUAUCAAACUCUUCAAAUCAAAAUCAUUAUUUUAUCAAUCAUAUUCCUCGUAAAUGUAUGAUGGAAAAUAAAUGACAUUCGUCUCGUAUACAAA
This is a messenger RNA of Bombus pyrosoma, 1415 nucleotides long. RefSeq lists its product as uncharacterized. The record is from RefSeq and is a predicted model, not a curated record. Bases 162 to 1184 code for a protein of 340 amino acids. The transcript has a single exon. Lineage: Eukaryota; Metazoa; Arthropoda; Insecta; Hymenoptera; Apidae.